Nilaparvata lugens (brown planthopper) is the source of this 357-nucleotide messenger RNA. RefSeq lists its product as uncharacterized. Bases 1 to 357 code for a protein of 118 amino acids. NCBI's taxonomy places the organism in Eukaryota, Metazoa, Arthropoda, Insecta, Hemiptera, Delphacidae. The transcript has 5 exons. The record is from RefSeq and is a predicted model, not a curated record.
AUGGGUUCCAGCAACCGGCAAACGGUGUGUCUUGUCAUAAGGAAUCUUGUGUCAUGGAGGUUUUUGGAACAAUUGGAUCCGAGGCUAGUCAUGGGUUCCAGCAACCGGCAAACGGUGUGUCUUGUCAUAAAGAAUCUUGUGUCAUGGAAGUUUCUGGAACAAUUGGAUCCGAGGCUAGCCAUGGGUUCCAGCAACCGGCAAACGGUGUGUCUUGUCAUAAAGAAUCUUGUGUCAUGGAAGUUUUUGGAACAAUUGGAUCCGAGGCUAGUCAUGGGUUCCAGCAACCGGCAAACGGUGUGUCUUGUCAUAAAUCAACAGCAGCCACAUCACUACAACGAUAAACAGCUACCGGGUUGA